UUUGAUAAUCUUUGGUAGGAUGGAAGUGGUGAAGAUGUGACAGGACAAUAAGGCCGUAUCAUUUGAAGAUUUAUGUUUAGAGACAGUAUAAACUUGGGCUAAUGGCUAACACAGCCCAAUUAGACUCGGGUAUACUUCGUAGAAAUCCACAGGAUGAUUUUGAAUUGAUACAACGAGUGGGAAGUGGAACGUACGGAGAUGUUUACAAGGCCAGGAACCUCAACACUGGUGAGCUGUCUGCCAUCAAGGUCAUCAAGCUCGAGCCAGGCGAUGACUUUGCUGUUAUUCAGCAGGAGAUUGUGAUGAUGAAGGAUUGUAAGCACACAAAUAUUGUGGCUUACUUUGGCAGUUACCUCAGGAGAGACAAGCUAUGGAUUGCCAUGGAGUACUGUGGAGGGGGUUCCAUGCAGGACAUCUAUCACAUUACUGGGCCAUUGUCAGAAUCACAGAUUGCCUUUGUGUGUCGGGAAACACUGAAAGGUCUUCUUUACCUCCACAGUCGCGGCAAGAUGCACCGUGACAUCAAGGGUGCCAACAUUUUACUUACAGAUGAAGGUGAUAUAAAACUGGCUGACUUUGGAGUAUCAGCCCAGAUCACAGUGACAAUGAACAAGAGAAAGUCUUUCAUAGGGACUCCGUACUGGAUGGCCCCAGAGGUAGCUGCAGUAGAGAGGAAAGGAGGCUACAACCAACAGUGUGAUAUCUGGGCAGUAGGCAUCACAGCUAUAGAGUUUGCAGAGCUACAACCUCCAAUGUUUGACCUUCACCCAAUGAGAGCACUCUUCCUGAUGUCAAAAAGUGGAUUCAAACCUCCUCAGCUUAAAGACAAGACAAAGUGGUCUCCAACAUUUCAACAUUUCGUUAAAGUUGCACUCACAAAAAAUGCCAGGAAACGGCCAACAGCUGAUAAAUUGUUAGAGCACCUGUUCAUGCAAGGUGAUUUGUCCCGGCGCCUGACAAGAGAGAUUCUGGACAAGGCUCGCAACCCAACUAACACAUUUGAAAUUAUGGUUGAAGAUGAAGAUGGGAUUAUGCAGAAUGUCCAGCAGAGGAUACCAUCACAACGAUCAGCUCGUAAUAACCCGGCUCGCAACAGCAUAGAACUUAAAGUAAAUAUUCCUCAGCCUGAUCAGGAUGAGAGAUUCUACACAGGCCAAGCCUGGAUGGACAAUGACAUCUCCAACCAGGGUCUGCUCCAGUCAGUUGAUGAAGAGUUACAGCGGAGAGGACAUCGUGACAGCUUAAUUGAGGAUGACCUCAACGACCAGUUUGUCUCUCCUUCACAACAAUCCACCUUACAAGUGAAUCCUCCUCCUCUUCCUCCAAGAAAGUUCUCCCAGGACUCCAACUGUAAUGAGUGCAGAAGUAAUGAACCUGGGGCCGAGAUGUUGGACAUGGAGCCGCCCGAUAUGGACAACCUCAUCGACCGCAUGCUGACUUUGACCCCUGACUCCCGACCCCCUAGAGAAGAGGAUACAGAGACACCACCUGCCAUCCCUCCCAAAUUACGCACACACACACAGAAUGGUAUGAUAAACAGCAUGGGGAAUGGAAGUACGCCCAGUACCUCAGACGACCGACCGCCUCCUGUUGUACCACGCAGAGAAAAAAAGGAUCAGCAAGACAAGUCAUCACGCCCUGUCAGCAAUGGACUACCACCAACACCCAAAGUCCAUGUAAGUAAUACACUACCACCAACACCCAAGGUCCAUAUGGGUGCCUGUUUUUCCAAGGUUUUCAAUGGGUGUCCACUACACAUCAACUGUACAGCGAGUUGGGUACAUCCAGAUACCAGAGACCAAUACAUACUUAUCGGUGCCAAUGAGGGUUUGUAUACCCUGAAUCUUAACGAGCUCCACGAGGCCUCUCUAGAACUGCUACAUGCGCGGAGGUGUACGUGGGUAUAUGUGAUAAAGGAUGUACUUAUGUCCCUCUCAGGUAAAACUCCUCACCUGUACAGACAUGAUCUGAUGAUGCUGUACAGUCGCCAGACCACCAGGUUCUCGCUCCCAAUGAAUAAGAUACCUGAGAAACUAGUCCCUAGGAAAUUUAACCCAACGACGAAGGUCCCAGACACAAAGGGCUGUACUAGGUGCUGUGUGGGGAGAAACCCCUAUAAUGGCUACAAAUAUCUGUGUGGGGCUCUCCAUAAUGGUAUCAUAUUAAUGCAGUGGUAUGAACCGCUCAACAAGUUCAUGCUCCUUAAGACAUUUGAGUGUGAGGAGAUGUCUAUCCAGCCAACAGUGUUCGAGAUGUUUAUCUCCCCUGAACUGGAGUACCCAAUGGUGUGCUUGGGAAUUAGGGUCGGGGAUGAAAAGAUCUUGCUCAAGUUUGAUAUUAUAAACUUGAAUUCCAACAGCAACUGGUUCACAGAGAUAACAGAAAAUAGAGAUGGAGAAGAACUACCUGUUGUCAAUGUGACCCAGCUGGAGAAAGAUACAAUUCUAGUCUGUUUUGAUAAAUAUAUAAAAGUUGUAAAUAUGUCAGGAAAGUUGAAGUCCAGUAAGCGCCAGGCAGCGGAGUUACAUUUUGAUUCAGCUGUGGAAUCGUUAGUGUGCUUACAAGACAGUGUGUUAGCCUUCCACAAGCAUGGUAUGCAAGGACGGAGCUUUAAAGCAAAUGAAGUAACACAAGAAAUCUGUGAUCGGAGCCGAAUAUUCAGACUGUUAGGAUCAGAUAGAGUUAUCCUCCUUGAGAGUCGACCAACAGAUGACCCGACUGCUCAUUCCAAUCUGUAUGUGUUAGCAGGCCAUGAAAACAUGUUCUAGGUAUCUGGCACUGUUCUAGGGAUACAGUUCUUCACAGACACAGGUGCAAUUUAUAGGAUGUGUGGACAUAAUGUGGACAAGAGCCAAUGUAUAAGGUCGUGUGGGCCGGAUGCGACAAUGUAACUUCGAAGUCGUAUAGGCCUGAUGAAACAGUGUCUAUGUAUAGCUGUAAGGACUUCAUGUAAAAACACAGAUGGAUGGUAAUGAAAUAAGACAAAACCAUUUGCUUAACACAAUACAGUGACAAUUCAUAAACGAUUCUGAUUCAACCUUUGACCUUCCAAUACUUGACACAUUCUUCUUCAUUAUCAAUCAGCUUCACCCUUAACCUGUGAGCUCAACCAUUGGUCAGUUUGUUUGACUGAUAGCAGAGACAUCAACAAGGGUGUAUCAGGAAUCAACAUUAAAACUCAGCCAUUGGACCUAAUGUCUGCAAUGUCUGCCUGCUUUUAACUUCAUUGGAUACUACUAUUAUAACAUACAGCUGUUAAUUAGACAAUCCAGAUACUUUCAUAUUUGCUAUUGACUUGAUGUUUUCAUCCUGAAGCUUGGCACCAACAUCACUGUCUCAUCCUUCUGCUAUCUACAAUGAUAUUGAAUGAAUCAAGAUGUUUCGCUGUGAUCUGAUUAGCUUUGCCUACAUGUUAAGGUCAUGAGAAGAUGAUAAAGAUUAAUAAUGUUAAUGAGGAAUUAAACCAAUUAAGAUCAGCCUGUAUUAGUGUACAAUGUAUACAGUCUAGAUGAUGUCAGGAAAAUAUUCACAAAAUACUGGGAAAGAAUAAAAAACAUCUUGCCUAGAAGCGCUUCUCCAGCUUCCUGAAUUUCUACAUGUAGACAAGACAUAAUUCACUGAUAGCUGCCUGAACUUAAAGCAAAGCUCCUGUGAUGUUUUUGCAUGUGAUUGAGUGAGUGUGUGUGUGAUAAGGAUGUAAAAGUGUGUGAAUUGAUGUGACAGUUCUGUAUGUGAAUCCAUGAAGAGGCAGACAUGCUGUUUAUCUAUGUCCUUGAGGCCUAUAUAAUUAUAAUAUCUAUGAUUUGGGAGACAUUGAAAAUGUUGUUUUGUUAUCCAGUUGAAUAAAAGCAUAAUUUUGUUCCACAACAUGCACUUCCAAGCAUGACUUAUUUACAAACUGGUAUCGGGUAUCCAAAUAGUGAAUUGAACUACUGUAGAAGUCCUGAUUUCAAUUAAAUAACCAAUAUACUUCACAUUGAAAUGGGUUAAUUUUGUUCACUACGUAUUUACAAUAUGUAAAUUACGCAACUUAAACUUCUCAUUAGUAUAUUGGUACAAUGUAUAUAUGAAAGAGAGUUCACCACAAAUUUCAAUCUAUUACAAAAUUUUUAGUACAUACACUGCCGGGUAUCUAUUCUUUUGGGGAUUUCAAAUCCCCAUGAAGAUUUGAUACUGUAGUGAUAUAUUUACUCAGACACCACAAGUACAAUCAUCAAUAAUUGGGUACCAUUGAAGUUAAAGGUCAUAUGAUUUCAGUUUUCUGUAGAGUUUUUGUUCGGGUCUAUUUUGUAUGGAAUACACUAUUUUUCUUUGUUGAUUCUGAACCAUUUUAUGUUAUUUGAUGGCAUGUCCGUACAUGUAUAUUGAAAUUAAUUAAUAUUUGAUUGUAAAAUCACUCCACACGAUGUUUAUUAAUAUUUGAUUAUAAAACCACUCCUAAUGCUUAAAUUUCAUAGCUGAUAUGAUGUUAUGACCUUAUUUCUCCCAUACCGUAAUUGUGUUUUUAAGGAAUGAAAGGGUUAAUUUGUAUUUUAUGAAGUUAUAUUUCUGAAUCAGUUUGUGAAUCUUAAUUCAUAUACUGUAUCAUUAUUUAAUUUUUUUUUUUAUUCUCAUGUAUAUUCAUCAAUUGUACAGGAAGUAUUUGUCCUAAUUAAUUUAUCACACAAAAGUACUAAGUGUAUGUUUUGUCUCUGCAUCAUACUAAAUGUGCAUUUUUAUUUUGUAACAUGUUAUUUUUGGUUAUAUAAUUGUUUCACAAGUAUUCUGUUUGUGUACAAUCCAACCUAUAUUAUAUGUUAUAGGUAUUAUGUACACUAAGUGUAUGUAAGUUCACUCAAGAAUUACUGUAGUGUAGCCAAAAUAAAUCCAAAAUGAUGGUCAAGGUCAAAUCAGGCACAUAUACUACUGACCACUUGUUGUCUAAAUGAUGUCCUUAAGGUCAAGACUACCUCUUAUCAUGACCUUGUCUGUCUUGAUACAGGAUUUAUGUAUGAAAUGGUGGGAAAGGGUAAUCUACAUGGUCAUAUAAACAUUUAUAGCACUUGCAUAUAUAUAUAUAUUUUUUUUUGUUUUUUUUUGCAAAGUCAAAUAAUGAAUUUGCACACAUCUUUAUACUGGUUCUUUGUAAGAAUAUGCUAAUACAUAUCUAUUCCCAAAUUAUCAUCAUAUACCAGAACUUGAUUUUGAAUAACAUCUUUAUAAAGAAUUUUUUGCCAUGUGUCAUUCAUUUGAGUCACCAGAUAUUCACUCCGUUAUAAGAAUGAAAAGCAUGUUAUAAUUCACAAUCAAAAAUGUAAUCAUCCAAUUUUCUUUUUGUAUGAGAUAAUAUAUAUUCACAUCAACGUAGAUCCGUCAUUCUAUACCAUCCCCAGAGAAAUAAGUAUACUGGACUAGCUAGACCUCGAAUUGAUUGACACAGUAUACUAGCAGGGGUCAGAGGUCUGUUGGCAGGGUCAAGAUUAGACUAACAUGGUUAGACGUCAACUAACAGGGUCAGAGGGUAGAAGUCUGAACAUCAAGAGUGACAUUCAUGGUUGCAGGGUUAGAAGACAGUUGGUAGAGAUGAAGUAAAUUAGUAUGUAGGUUAGCAUAGUCAUACGUUGCCUAGCAGAAUUAGCAAUGUUCUUAGACUAAAUCUGCCAUAGAUAGGUCAGAUUAUGCGGUGAUAGCUAUGAAAUCCAUUGUUUGUGAUACUGGGUUGUACAAAUCACAGUCUUGGUACCUUCAGCCUUUUGUACAGCCUGCUUGAGCUAAAGCCUUUGAAACAAUAGUUGUCUGAUGGUAUGAAAUGGGGAUAUUAGUAUCUGAAAGAUGGGCAUUUCUGUGUCAAUAUUCUAUAGUAUGUGAUAUUAUUAGCAGUAGUUACCAUUAACUAUGUUACUACAAAUUAAUAUUUAAAUGGAUUACACUAAAACAAGAAACCAUAUUUGUUUCUUUUCUUGAAUGUUAAUUAUAUGUACAUUGUAUAUAAUUGGAAUUUAAAUAAAAACGUUUGUUUUAUGAUGUAAACUAUAAAAUAUUUAAAUGCGAUAAUUAUAAGCAGUUUCUGGUCAGUUGGAGUCCAAGUGAUUUUAGUCUAUAGAAUCCAAUUACUGGGAAACGGGUACCUCAUUUACCUGUGACUACGACGGGUAGUUGUUGAAAGUUGUAUGUAAAUGAAGCCUGCAGUUAGGCAGGUUAGUUGCUCAAUGUUAAAAGACUUGCCAUGUCAGGAUAGGAAUUGUUUGAGAAUAGGACACCUGUAUAAACAAAGUAUGUUUCAUUGUCAUUCAUUCUACUCAUUAAGUUACAGGUGAUUAACAGGAUGAAUAUUCUAAGUUCGUUCUUUAGAGGAAACUAAUUAAUGUGAUGCAUGUAUUAGUAAAGAAUAGUUCUGCUAGCAUUGUGGUAGGCUAUAUACACAAAGUGCUUUUAACUUCAUAAAUUAAAUUCACUUGAUGAAUUUUUUUUUUUUUAAUCUUGCUAGUCACUUAUCAUUUGUUCAGUGAUAUUUGGUUAGGUUAAUGGCUUACUUGAGUAUCAGGUUAUUGUAUUUUUUUCCACAGUGUAAUUCUAUAAUUUGAUUUGCAAGGCAGAUUCUGGUAUCUCAAAGUAAUAUUAAGAAAAGGUGAAGUGGAUGAAGCAUGACACCAGAUACUGGCAUCUCAAAGUUGAAUGGAGAAAAGUCAAAUGGAUGAAGUAUGAGACCUAGUGUGGAUUUGGUGUGUUGGUGACAGUAGUUUCCCUUGGUUUGGAUAUCGUCAGUAAUUGGACUGCAGACUUCCAUCUUGCAGCAUUUACUCUGCAUUUCACUGUCCCUAGAAUAAUAUAUGGUUAUGUUGUAUAGAUAUCAUAUUUAUUUAUAUAUACAUAUGUAACUUAUCUUACAAGCUUUUAGCUAUGCAAUACUGUGAAUAAGCACCAAAUUUAUUUUUCUUCACUCUAAUACUAUUUUAUAUUACGACCUUGUUAGCCAGCAGGUAUGUUUGGCUUCAAGUGUUGUAAUACCAGACAUGUGAUAUCAUUUCGUAGUACAUUUAAUACUACAGGAAACAUGGAAAAUUUCUCUAAUUUUGUAUUCGUUUUGCAUUUACUGGAUCAUCUAUAUCUUUAAACAUACUGACAGAUGUUUUGUAGUCAAAAUUGUAGAUAAUUCUACCUUUGAAACACUGAAUUCUUGCUUAGCAGGGUUCCAUUGUACUAUGUUAUGCAGUGGGAACAAUUCUCAAGAGCUCAGUCUGCAUUUCUUUAUGAUAGAGAGAUAACAUUUUAUUUCAUUAUUGAUUCGUGUAAUUUUAAGUGAUGAAAUAUUUUUAGCUUGUCUACUUAAAAUGACUGUUCUGAACUGUGUGUAUUAUGCUAACUGGUGCUUUCGUCUUAAUCAAGAGCAUAGGUGUGACGCCUAUACAUGAUGUAUGCAUCUAAAUGGCGUAAAAAUAAAUGAUGCAAGUGAUUUUUAAAUUUCAAUAUUUUAACAAAUGUGUAAUUACUGUGACUUUUUUAUUGCUUGCAAAACUUUAAUAGGAGGAAUGAUGUGAUCUGUGGUAAUUUUUUUUUUUUUUUUUUUUAUUUUUUUUUUUUUUUAUGAAAUUAGAAAAAGAUCAAAACCUUUUUAAAGUUGGAGCUGACACAGAUAUGAGAAAAUGUAAGAUUGAACUGUUGGGCUUUCUUGUGGAUUUUCUACUUCACCAAAGGCUUGACAUUUAGGUUGAGGUAGCUAAAAGAUUGAGAUGUUAUUACAUUUAAAAUGUAGUACAUAUAUGUCUGGACUACAACCCUAGAAAAGAUACCCAAUUUUACAUGUCAUCCAUGACAGAAUAUUUCAGUUUUAUCUUUGUGAUAAACAAAAUGAGGUUGAUUUAUUGCUCUAUAUCUACACCAAAGCUGUCCUUUUUUCCUACCACACAAUUUCUUCAGCAUUAUCAUUUGUUACCCAUAACAUUAUAGAUUUAUUUAACCAAAUAUGUAUACUGUUGAUGUAUUGCAUUUGAUGUGCACAAAAGUUCUACGUAAACCGGACACCUGGAACUGGUAUUAUCACCAGAGAGACCCCUGAUAGCCAAUAGCCAUGUGUCGAUCAUCUGUUAAAAUAUUGUUACCAAACUAUGUAACAUGUUCUUCUGUAUAAAAAAAGCCAUGAUCACAUUUUUA
Molecule: messenger RNA, 8130 nt
Organism: Pecten maximus
Lineage: Eukaryota; Metazoa; Mollusca; Bivalvia; Pectinida; Pectinidae
Product: mitogen-activated protein kinase kinase kinase kinase 3-like
Exons: 31
Coding region: 102-2768 (888 amino acids)
Biological process (GO): protein phosphorylation
Molecular function (GO): ATP binding; MAP kinase kinase kinase kinase activity
Source: RefSeq, a predicted model, not a curated record